This is a messenger RNA of Hippocampus zosterae (dwarf seahorse), 832 nucleotides long. RefSeq names its product DNA meiotic recombinase 1 (gene dmc1). Gene Ontology annotation, biological process: DNA strand invasion; DNA recombinase assembly; chromosome organization involved in meiotic cell cycle. The record is from RefSeq and is a predicted model, not a curated record. Gene Ontology annotation, cellular component: condensed nuclear chromosome. The coding region runs from base 1 to 411 and encodes 136 amino acids. The transcript has 3 exons. Gene Ontology annotation, molecular function: DNA strand exchange activity; single-stranded DNA binding; double-stranded DNA binding. NCBI's taxonomy places the organism in Eukaryota, Metazoa, Chordata, Actinopteri, Syngnathiformes, Syngnathidae.
AUGAAUGUCGAUUGCAGUUGCCCCAAUAGAGUGAGAGACAUUGCUGCGAGGUUUAAUAUGGACCACGAUGCCGUCCUUAAUGUUCUACAUCCUCAAGCCUGUACGAGUGAACAUCAGAUAGAGCUAUUGGGCUUUGUGGCAGCCAAAUUUUAUGAGGAAAGAGGGGCCUUCAAGCUUUUGAUUAUUGACACCAUCGUGGCUCUGUUCAGAGAUUACUUCCCAGGCCCAGGUCAAUUGGCAGAGAGGCGGCAGAAACUGGCCCAGAUGCUCUCCAGGCUGAAAAAAAUCUCUGAAGGUCUGAACCGGCACUGCGUUUCUUUCAUAGGAGUGUGGAUGCUAUCGCUGCUACCGUAUAUUUUAAUCUGCAUAGUUUGUAAUGGCAUUUCAACGCCAGGUGGCACAGUUACUUGAAGUUGCAGAGCAUAGGGAGUAACGGGGAGGCGGUACGGAAGCCCGCAGUAGCGCCAAAUCAAGCAAAUCCCGUUCGAUACGAUGGAAUAAUGUACUCUUAAAGUCUGAAAAACGUGCCAAAAAUGCUAAAUACUGCCUUUAAAUAAAGAAAUCCAAUUAAUAUUAUGUCGAACUUAGUUCACCCUUUUGAUCCGGCCCUCCAUAAUAUUUUCUGGUUCUCAUGUGGCCCUAUGCAAAAAAAUAAUUUCCCACCCCUGGACAAACAGAUAAAUAUUUCAUCGUUUGCAAAGUUAGCUGUUCCAAAAUUUAUUUUUGACGACUACUUCAUAAUUUUGUUCCAUGUUCCAGUGUAUUUAUUCAAUCUGUCACCUUGUCAAUGAUUUUACACAAUAAAACUGAGAUAGUCUUCAAUGUGACACAA